AUGGUGGAAGGCCAAGCCCCUGUUACAACGUUAUUGGCAACAACUAAUGGUUCCGAUCGAGUGACUCCAAGACUGAGUCGCAGAUCGUUAGCCAUUCCGUUAAGAGAUACUCAAGUUUCCGCUUCCACACAGACAGAGCCUAAGCAUGCAAACUGCCGUCAAGUCAUCGCCAAAACCGAAAAGAAAUUCGGCGAGACGCCCCCAUCCUCAAAACUUCCGCGAGAGAUCUGGAAGUGGCUCCAAAACAUGAGUCUCCGAAAGAACAUCAAAAACGUCAUCAGAGAUUUCAGCAAUGGCUACGCUUUCGCUGAGAUUCUUGGUCAUUAUUAUCCAGAGGUCGUGUCGAUUGAACAGUACCGCGAUGGCGAUAGUUUUCCGAGCAAACAGGCAAACUGGCAUCAGCUUGAGCUCUCAUUUAAGAAGAUAUUUGGAAAGAAACAAUCUCGAAGUGAGAUGCUGAAACAAAUGACUGAAAUGACGAUUCAUGAAAAGCCUGGUGCGCCUCAACAGUUGAUCUUUUACCUCUACGAAAUCCUUACUGCGAAAAAAGUCAACUGGAUGCCUGGAGAAUAUCCCGAAAAUUACACCGAUGAUAAAUAUCAAGCGUUACUGCCGUUUCAUGCUCGACACACGGCUUCGACAGCUAUAAAAACAAACUUGAAGAUAACAGAAGAAAAAACGUGUCCAAAUAUUAAUAGUGAACGGGAAAAGACGGAAAGGAUCCUUGACCGACACAGAAAUUGGAAGUCUGGAGAAAAGAAGUCGCAGCCAAUUCGCUUUGAAAAAAGGCCGACUCUUUGUGAACUCGCCGAGCGCGUAGUUCCGCCUCCUUCUCAAGAUCGUCAAAAAGCCAAUACUAAAUAG
Molecule: messenger RNA, 864 nt
Organism: Oikopleura dioica
Lineage: Eukaryota; Metazoa; Chordata; Appendicularia; Copelata; Oikopleuridae
Source: the annotation of a GenBank genome assembly